Dacryopinax primogenitus is the source of this 682-nucleotide messenger RNA. RefSeq lists its product as uncharacterized. The transcript has 3 exons. The record is from RefSeq and is a predicted model, not a curated record. Bases 221 to 493 code for a protein of 90 amino acids. NCBI's taxonomy places the organism in Eukaryota, Fungi, Basidiomycota, Dacrymycetes, Dacrymycetales, Dacrymycetaceae.
CUGUGCUCUCGUUUGUCGCAACUCGGUCGAGUUGGAGCCACUUCAGUUCCGGCCAAUGGCCUUCCCACAAUCGGGUGCUGGCAGAGGGUGGAGACUCGGCGAGUAUUCGAGGAUCGAAUAAGAAACGCAGCUCAAGAUGCUCCAGAAGCGGACAAUACUUCAUCAGCUGAUCUUCCACUGCCGUAAUAAUUGGAUUCUCAAAAUAGUCGUCUGAAUCCCAAUGGAAAUGAGUGAGACCCCCAAUGCCAGAUAUGACCUAGCUGCGGAUGAGUCAAAGAAAUUUGUGAAGAAUGGGCUGGCCGCCCGCAGAGAAGGAAAGAAGCCGUCGAAGAGUCCAAAGUCCAGUGCAUCAAGAAUGAGUUCUAUUGUACGAAGAGAUCGAAGGGAUUUGGAUAUAGCCGCCAACGUCUCGACAAGCUCUUCUAACUUGGGUUCUCGUCGACUCGUCGGCCUAAUAGUGCGGAAGCCGGUAACUGGUGAUUCGUCCCCAUAGCUUUCAACCCUAAGACGUUGAACCAGCAGUGUUUUCCUUUGGCUAUUUAGGAGCGCAUAUAAGUAGGGAAGAUCUUCAAACAGAACGUUGACUGAUCGCCAGUUCAGAUGAUCAUGGAGAACCAGGUCACAAAGUCGUCUGCACGUGCAAGCCAGAGAUACCAAGUCCGCAGGAGCGUAUAUGCGCUCU